UCACACUUGAAAUUUGUUUAUUUUUUCUUAUCCGUCACCAUUCAUUUCAAAUAUAAACAGGUAAUGCUCAGUCUUAUAGAUUGUCUGCCUUAAAAAAAUUUAAAUGAAACAUAAACAAUUUAGUCUCUUGCCGACCACCUACAUUUAUUUAAGCAAGUUCAAAUUAUAAAGAAAUUCAGUUAAAAAGUUCUUCUUGAGUGAAGUAGGACCCACUCACUCAAGGACUUCUAUCUGUUCCUUGAUACAGAUUCGCACAAUUACCAUAUUAUUCUAAUAUCAGGCAUACUAAAAGGUAUAGCACUAAGUGUACAUAGUUACUGGGUCUAAUUUUAUUAGUUGCCUAUGUAAAAGUAUUUUUUGUCUGUUCAUUAUUCCCCAGGUGCUCCUUAUAGAGAGUUACCUCGUUAAACAGUAAGUAAUGGAAGUUGCCGCAUUGUUAGAAAAGUAAAUAACACCAUUUCAAUAAUCAGUCAUUACAGACAGUUUUAAUAGGCUAGUAGGCCUACACAUGACGUACCUCUGUCCAUGUAGUUUACACGUACCGGGGGAAUAGAUAGACACACCAGGCUAUUGGUAAGCCAUAUUGUUAUUAUGGACUUACAAAUAAAUUACAUUAUUGAUCUGUUUUGGUGGUAACGCACACUUUCAAAGAGUACCGCCUUGUAUAAUAAAGCUCACAGUAAUUUCAUCGUUCUUAAGAUAUCCAUUGAUGGGACGACCGGACCACUAGUCAUGAUUAUGCCAUCCAAUCAGAUACACUUCUUCUUGUGACAUCACUGGAUGAACACAUUUUAUACGAAGUGACAGCAUUCUUAGAUACCGAGUGAUUUGAUUGGUUGAUAUGCAUUGACAGCUCAUCUGGCGGGGAGUUCCCCACUUAAGUAAAGUUGUCAGACAGUUACACGCACUGAUGAUCCAAAAGUUUGCUAGAAAUUAUUCUCAGAUCCCAGAAGACUGCACACAACGAUAGUUAUUAUUUGAAUGUAGGCAUAAAUAUUAAGCCACUCUCUUAUUAGCAACGACCACGGAACAAUCGCUUGAUUUGCCUAUUGGGCCUAUAUGGACCUACGAAAAAACAAACUUAUUGAGGUUGGAAGAGACAACGAAAUAAUAGAAGUUAGUGCACUGCAAUUAUAGAAAUCGCCUGCUUUAACAUUAACAUUCUGUCAUGUUGAUUUGUUUCACUGCGAACAGUUUUCCUUAAAAUUAGUAAAAGAAGACGAUACUUUAUUUCUGGUAGUCGGAUAUCAUUGAUUGAGAUGACUUUGGUAAUAACGUAACGUCAUUCGUUGAAACUCUUCUAAAUAUACGUCAUCGCAACUUAUUAAUUGGACUUGAAAUUGGAAACACAUACCUUUGUUCGCUAUGGAUGUAUACAUUAUCUUUACCGUAUUUAUGUUGAAAUGGAUUACGCGAGUGGAUUGCGGUAUAAUACAACACAGAGACAUUCGGGCCCUGUCGGAAAUGAUAUGUCCCCCUUGCGAGGAGGUUCACUGCUCGCCUAGAAAAGCAUCAAAACUGAAGUGUCCAGGGGGCGUGACGACGGGCGUGUGCGGCUGCUGUCCGGAGUGUGCAAAGCAAGAGGGUGAAAAAUGUGGAAGUCGAUGGGAUUACUUAGGUAAAUGUGACGCUGGGUUAGAAUGCGUAGAAUCGAAUGAAGAUACGACGGCAAAUAACGAACCAUUCCCCGCCGGAGGUGGAAUCUGUAAAAGAAAUCCAAUGAGAGACGAAGCAGUGUCGGGCUGUCAACCAAAGUGCACUCCAGAUUUUUGCAAAGAAAAUCCAAAAGCCAUUUGCUCCGCCAUAAAUAAUGCAGAUGUUAAGAUGGAUUGUCAAGGUGAAUGCCAGCACACAUCUUGUAUGGCGUGCGAGUUUGUGUCAACUGAGCCAGAAUGCGGGCGUUGUGGAAAGAAUGAUUUCCGAUGCAUGCGGCAAUAUGCAAAAUGCUUAAAGAAACAUGUGUGUGAGAAGAGGUUCCCAUGUGGCUUGGGUUCCGAAGAGGUGAGAUAUGAAGGUCAUGAUUUUGAGAAUGGCAAAUUCCAGUGUCGAGUUCCAUUUUGCGUCGGUAACUAGAAAAAGUUGUAGACUGUUGAUGUUUUCCAUUCAACAUGCUUCAAAAGUCACCGCCAAAUCGAGCAGGUAGUUUGAAUUUAAUAUCGCUAUAAACACGAACAUUAUGCAAUGAAGACGGCCGCAAGAAUGUUAAAGUGCCAAUCAAGAUAGCAAAAGAGUCAAAGAGAGCACACACAUGUAGCACUGAAAGUUGGAUGCAGCAACAGGCAAUAGUAGUGCUGAGUGAUGGGCAUAGUAGCGAACUUACCAUAUUCAAAACAUUGCAACUGUAACACUAAGAAUCUGCCAAUGUGCGAAUCUCUAGGAACUCUUUAUAGCAAUUGUAACUUUGAGAAUAUCUUAUUGCAACUACAAACCCCAGACAACUGUAGCACUGAGAAUCUCCAUAGCAACUGUAACCCUGAAAAUCUCUAUAAAGACACUGCAUAAACGAGAAUCUCCACAGCAACUAACACUGAAAAAAAAUCUUCAUAGAAUUUGCCAAACUGAAAAUCUCUACAACAACUGCAAAACUAAGAUUUCUUUAAAAAAAAUCUACACCUGAUGAAGCCAGCAUAGACUGCUGGCAAAAGCUUGUGUAUUAAAUUAUUCAAGUUAUCUACAAAGAGCUAUCAGUUUUUUUAUUUCAUGUACAAAUAAGAAAGCUUUAUACCUUUAUAAUCUCUCGAAUGACUAUACAAGAAUUGCUUAUAGCAUGGAAAAUGGGUCUUUUCAUAUUGACUGCAACUUUGAAAAUACCUACUAGAUUGCAACUGCAACACUCAGUAAACUGAAAAUUCCUACCACAAUUGCCAGGGCUGCAACUACGAAGAAAGAAAACAAGUAGCAUUUCACUGUGUUGCCAGGACAGAUUACUGACUCUUUAUGAAACACUACCAAUAGAAUUCGUACAAUUGUGUGAUAGGUUCAAAUUAUCUACAUUGUAGUAGAUAAGUAAUAACAUAAUUGUUUAAUUUAUAAAUUGAUAUGUAAAAUGUAAAUAGUGAUGAAAAUUUAGUGCUCUAUAGAGAUUGAAUAAAAUUCUAGUGUGAAAAGGUUCACCAGUAGUAUUUAAAUGUAGUUGUGCUUCUUGCAAUUGUAUAUGAUACAAUAUACCAGGCACAAUUGUGUCUAUGUUAACAAAAAAAAUCAGCUUUACCUAUGUAAAUUUAUAUUCUCAUGAGAGUGUUCAAAUCAGGUGUACUAAUUUCUAGUAAAACAUUUCUAUAGUUGAUAUACAUCAGUGUUAUAUGGGUUAUUUUCCACAAGAGAAUAAUUUUUUGUUUUUGAUUGAGAUGAUAGAUUAUAUAAUAAAAGAAUACAUAACCAAAGAUAUUUUAAAACACACUGUAAACACGGAGGUUGUUGGCGCGGAGGUUGUGAACCGUCCAAACAUAAAGCCAGAAGUUUGAUUGCGAUUCUUGUCAAGUGCUUGAUUCCUUGGCAAAGAUGCAAUCUUUUAGUGGGUACCUGGUCCAUUUGAUUGUCAAUAUACAGAUUACGACCUGUAACAUUUUAUAGAACACCCCUUCGGGAAGCCGUAAUACACCCCCAGGGAGCUGAGUAUGCCUUCCAAAAGCGUUGUUUCAAUGACUGGGGUAAUAACGUGGGUGCCUGGCAAUAGGCAGGGCUUGGCAAUAGACAGAACUACAACCGAUAUUUUUUUUGUGAAAUGAAACAACUGGCAAAAACUCUUAGUAAUAGAGUAAUGCAAUACAUAACCUAAAUAAAAAUGGCUAUAAAUAAAGUUAUAUAAAAACACAUGAUUAUGUGAAAUUGAUUAAUGCAGAAAUAUGUUGGAUUUUAUUUUUUGAAAACUUUAUUUACUGUGAUGAGGACCUGUAAUACAUUUCUAUAAUAUUGUGUUUUUCAGACAUAAUAUGUAAUAUGGUAAAUUUAUAUCCUUGUUUGACUUCCAAUGUUUUGUAAAAAUGAAAAUUAAGUUAUUUCUGACAUCAAUAUUAUAAUAAAAAUAAUAAUAUAUUAUCCUUGAUUUUUACUGCACAUAUAAAGGGCCAGAAUUCAGAAAUCUUUUGAAUUAGAAGGAAGGCCAUUUUAGCCACCAACCUGCAUGCCCCACUGUUUACAAGAAAAUCAGAUUCAUUUUUUAUAUUUCAAUGUAACUCUUACCUAAUUUUUAUACAAACAAAAACAUGAACCAGAAAAUAUAUUUAUUUAAAAUAUGUUAUGUUGCCUUACUCCCAGUUGGCCUAUCACAUGUGCUGAUGCAUAUUACAGUGUUCUCUAGCAAUAAUAUAGUCAUAAUAAUAAUUUACUUACUUCUUAUUACUUUUGUGGAAAAUAUUAUUCUUUAAAAGUGUAACCAAAAAAGUAGGGAGACUAUUUAAUUUUGAAAUUUAUUCCAGGCUUGGUAGUAUUAACCAAUAUAGAGAUACUGUAAAUAAGAUUUGCGAAGUUUUGUAAAGAGAGUAAUGAGUAUGACAUCUUGAUUUUGAAUAUUGUACUUGUAGGCGUUAAGCAGUGCUCAAUUAAAUCGUCAAAAUCAGAAAGUGUUUGGAAUUGACUUCUA
Molecule: messenger RNA, 4582 nt
Organism: Anneissia japonica
Lineage: Eukaryota; Metazoa; Echinodermata; Crinoidea; Comatulida; Comatulidae
Product: cysteine-rich motor neuron 1 protein-like
Exons: 4
Coding region: 1366-2073 (235 amino acids)
Biological process (GO): regulation of signal transduction; regulation of cell growth
Cellular component (GO): extracellular region
Molecular function (GO): insulin-like growth factor binding
Source: RefSeq, a predicted model, not a curated record